Messenger RNA from Mangifera indica (mango), 2455 nucleotides. Its product is annotated as arginyl-tRNA--protein transferase 2-like. Bases 249 to 2117 code for a protein of 622 amino acids. Gene Ontology annotation, cellular component: cytoplasm. The record is from RefSeq and is a predicted model, not a curated record. Gene Ontology annotation, biological process: protein arginylation. Lineage: Eukaryota; Viridiplantae; Streptophyta; Magnoliopsida; Sapindales; Anacardiaceae. Gene Ontology annotation, molecular function: arginyl-tRNA--protein transferase activity. The transcript is spliced from 6 exons.
GAGCUAAUCGUGUGGCUACAUGAGUUGCAUCAUGAUCAAGCAAAGUGAUGCUUUCCACUGUUAAGCAAAGAAUGUAAUUAAAUAUUAAUACUGCCUGUUUAAGCAUGGACAUUAUUCGCUGAGACCAGUAGCACCCUGAUACAGGAGCCUCCAUAACCGAUAGCGAAAGGGAGAGAGAAUAGAUACGAAAUUGGAGUCCGCGACGUCGUUUUAGUACGUCGGUGAACAAAUCGAAAACGGCAGCGAAGAUGAGAAACGAAGCGAGCAGUAGUAAUAACAGUAACAGUCGUGGAGAAACCGUUGUUGCUGAUUGGUACACCUGUAGAAGCACUUGUGGUUACUGUAAAACUUCCGGUCGCAAAACUAGCAUCGUUCACGGUUUAUUGGCGUCCAGCGUUACGGUUGAUGACUACCAAGAUAUGCUUGACCGCGGUUGGAGAAGGUCGGGGUGUUUCCUUUAUAAACCUAAUAUGAAAAAAACAUGUUGCCCGUCGUAUACCAUUCGACUAAAGGCCAGUGACUUUGUUCCAUCCAAGGAACAAAGACGAGUUUCUAGACGACUGCAAAGGUUUUUAGAAGGGACAUUGUAUUCAAAAAAUUCUGUUGACUUUGUGGAGGAUCCAAGCAACCACCAUGACAGUUUAAGCUCUACCAAAAUGGACUCCUUGUCUUGUAACAAUGAAGAGAAGAAUAAGGCAGAACAAAUUCUGCAUUAUUUGUCAGUGCAGAUUGAUAAUGCAGUGCAUAUGAGUAUUGAAGGUGGGAUCUUCCCUUCCAGUAUUGAACUUCCAAAGGCAUCUGUCAAAAUGGUUUCACAGGCAAAAAGGAAGCUACUAGUUGAAGGAAUGGAAAAUCUCUUAUACUCCAGCAAUAUUGCAUUCCAAAUGGCAGCCACUUUAAGACGGGCACAGUUAGUUGAGGAGGAACUCCAGCAAAUACAAGUAUUAAGAGAAAAAACACAAGAUAAUGGUCCCUCUCCUAAAGUUAUCGCAGAAAAGUUGGCAAGUUCCUUGAAUCAGUUGAUAGAAAAUUCUGGCUUUACAAUCAGGGCUUGUAAUGGUCAUCUAAAUUUUUAUUCUGCUAUGAACCAAUCUUCUUCUGAUGGAACUAUUCAAAUUUCUGCCAUUUCUGAAGAAUCUUCUGAUGUGAACAAUAAAGGAAGGUGUAUGAAGAACAGCCCUGAACAUCCUCAGGGAAAUAGGCAUAGGCUCCAGAUCCAUUUGAAAAGAUCCAGUUUUGAUCCACAAGAGUAUGCAUUGUAUAGAAAAUAUCAGAUUGAAGUGCACAAUGAGAAACCAGAUAAGGUCAAUGAGAGUUCAUACAGGAGAUUUUUAGUUGACACUCCCUUAGUAUUUGUUCCACCGUCUGGUGAUGCUACAGUUCCUCCUUGUGGCUUUGGCUCUUUCCAUCAGCAAUAUCUGAUUGAUGACCAGCUAGUUGCAGUUGGGGUGAUUGACAUCCUUCCUAGAUGUUUGUCAAGUAAAUAUUUAUUUUGGGAUCCAGAUUUUGCCUUUCUAUCACUGGGCAAUUAUUCAGCUCUGCAAGAAAUAAAUUGGGUGAGAGAAAAUCAAGUCCAUUGUCCUCCUCUUGAAUAUUAUUAUCUUGGCUAUUACAUUCAUUCCUGCCGUAAAAUGAGGUACAAAGCAGCAUAUCGACCAUCAGAGCUUCUCUGUCCUCUUCGAUACCAGUGGGUGCCAUAUGAUAUCGCCAGGCCUUUGCUUGAUAAGAAGCCAUAUGUUGUUUUGACUGAUUUUGCUGGCCUACAAAAUAAGGAGCCCUCAUCACCUAGUGUUUCUGCAAAUCUCAUGGAAUUGCAAAAUGAUGACAUUGGUCAUGAGCACUUGAAUAAUGUCCUAAUGGACUAUGAUGAAGAAAUGCUUGAGCCCAAGUCGGAAACCUACGACGAUACAUCUGAGUCAGAAACCAGUGGUUUUAAUGUUGGAAUAGAGGGUGACAUCACUAAUAUUCUAAUUGGGUUAAACGGGUCUCGGGUGAGAUACAAGGAUGUUCAACAAUUUUUUGAUCCCUUUGAGAAGAGAUCCUUGGAAUCCCAGUUACAUAGAUAUUUGAAGGUCGUGGGUGCAGACCUUUCGAAGCGAAUGGUUUAUUCUCUAUAGUAUCUUUUUUUAUAAAACGUAUCAUACAAGAUUCUUCCCAAAUUAAAGAUGUACAUUUUCUCUCCAUGGUACCGGAACUGUUGGUGAAAACAUGCCUACUUAUCGGAGUCUGGAAAAGGGAGCUAUCUUUGGAAUUUCCUUUAUUUUCUAUGUUAAGGAUUGCUUUCAUUUGAUUUUCUUUCGGAAGUGCAGAUUUGAAAUCCGUUUCAUAUUUUCAGGUUGUGUGUAUGUUGUCUUGUUUUCCUGGAAUUUGUCAAAUGAAACAUGCUAGUUAUAGACAACCGUCGCUAAUUGAUUUCUUUUUCAAAUGAAGGGGUUUCCCUUCUCUUUUUAAUUCA